Messenger RNA from Condylura cristata (star-nosed mole), 1733 nucleotides. RefSeq names its product PR domain containing 14 (gene PRDM14). The transcript has 7 exons. Lineage: Eukaryota; Metazoa; Chordata; Mammalia; Eulipotyphla; Talpidae. Gene Ontology annotation, biological process: regulation of transcription by RNA polymerase II. Gene Ontology annotation, molecular function: RNA polymerase II transcription regulatory region sequence-specific DNA binding; protein binding. The record is from RefSeq and is a predicted model, not a curated record. Gene Ontology annotation, cellular component: nucleus. The coding region runs from base 1 to 1725 and encodes 574 amino acids.
AUGGCCCUGCGGCCGCUAGUGGAGAACGGACCCCAAGACAAAGUGCACUACCCGCCGGAGAGGUUUCAAAGCAACCCACAUCACUUCGCAGCUUAUUACACGCCCUUUACGCCCUACGGCCACUACACGAACGCCCUAAUCUCUGCCGAGGAAGAUUUCCAACCUUUCCGGCAGCUGGAAGCCGCAGUGUCUGCCUCCCAGUCUAUACCCCCUUUCGGCUUCCACACGGCGCCUCCCCUGCCGAGCCCUAGCCAGACCCUCCAGCGGGAGCCGCUCUAUGACCUCUCCUGGUACAGUAAGCUGCCAACGUGGUACCCAAUUCCUCACUUCCCGAGAGAGGUGUCACACUUACUCAACGGUAGCCACGAGUAUCCAGGCACCGGCAAUGAAGACUUGGGCAACAUUGGUGGCCGCAACGACAGUGGCCAAUAUUGUGGACCUGAAACUUUGUUUCUGCCGCCCCCUGCCCCUGUGAAUGCGUCCCUGUUACCUGAAGGGCUGAAGUUCUCCCAGUUAUUUUCUUGCCCCCCCAGUAAUCAAUCUGAAGCUGCCCCCAAAUUUCUGAACCAAGAGGGGAAGCCGUCUCAUCGUUACCACUUCACCCAGGAAGACCUGCACUUAGUCUUGUACGGGGUCAUUCCCAGCCUGGAGCACUCAGCUCGCCUGCAGCACGCGAUUUCCGGGCUCCCUGUUCCUACAGACAGCUCUGGGUCUGAUUCUCUUCCUCAAACUCUGGAUAAAGACUCUGUUCAACUACCAGAAGGUCUCUGCCUCAGGCAGACGAAAUUUGGUGCAGUCCCACAUUUUGGUGUGUUCUGCAGUAGUCUCAUUGCCAAAGGAAUCAGGUUUGGGCCCUUUCAGGGUAAAGUGGUCAACGCCAGUGAAGUCAAAACAUACGGAGACAAUUCUCUGAUGUGGGAGAUAUUUGAAGAUGGCCAUCUGAGCCACUUUAUAGAUGGAAAGGGAAGCUCUGGGAACUGGAUGUCCUACGUCAAUUGUGCCCGUUUUCCUAAGGAACAGAACCUAGUGGCAGUGCAAUGUCAAGGGCAGAUAUUUUAUGAGAGCUGCAAGGAGAUCUACCAGCACCAAGAACUCCUUGUGUGGUAUGGAGACUGCUAUGAAAAGUUUUUGGAUAUUCCUGUGAGCCUUUACCUCUCAGAGCCGGGGAGACAAAUGUCUGGGCUAUCUGAAGAAUCUGCAGAGGGUUACAGAUGUGAAAGAUGUGGAAAAGUAUUUACCUACAAAUAUUACAGAGAUAAGCAUCUCAAGUACACCCCCUGUGUGGACAUGGGUGAUAGGAAAUUUCCCUGCUCUCUCUGUAAACGAUCCUUUGAGAAGCGUGACCGGCUCAGAAUCCAUAUUCUUCAUGUCCAUGAGAAGCACAGGCCUCACAAGUGUUCGACAUGUGGGAAAUGUUUCUCUCAAUCUUCCAGUCUAAACAAGCACAUGAGAGUCCACUCUGGAGACAGACCCUACCAGUGUGUGUAUUGUACAAAGAAGUUUACUGCCUCCAGCAUACUCCGCACACAUAUUAGGCAGCACUCCGGGGAGAAGCCCUUCAAAUGCAAGUACUGUGGUAAAUCUUUUGCGUCCCACGCUGCCCAUGACAGUCAUGUCCGACGCUCACACAAGGAGGAUGACGGCUGCUCCUGCAGCAUCUGUGGAAAAACACUCCCAGAUCAAGAAGCGUUCUUCUCCCACAUGAAGUUUCAUGAAGACUACUAACCCUCAGG